CCAGGUUCUCCUGCUCUCUUCCCCAUCUCACCUUCAUCUCCCCAUUCUCUACCCUAUGCCCCUCUCUCCCUCCUCGCCCCGUCUCUGGUUCCCCACUCUAAACAGGACUGGUUGUUUCUCACUCGCUUCUGUUUUCUCACUGAUUUUGGACGUCUGGACUUCCGGUUCCGCUACCAAAAGUCGCGAUGCUGUCAGAAUAUAUUGCUCUACUUUGAUGACAGCUCUCAGUGGCCAGCUGUGUACAAGAAGCCGGACAAGGACUGCUACCAGAAGGAGGCGGUGUUGAGACCAGAGAAUAACCAGGUUAUCAACCUGACCACGCGCUACACCUGGUCUGGCUGUGUGGUGGAAGGAGAGGGAGAUGAGGAGGUGCUGAGUUGUGUGGGAGGUCGUAGUUUCCGCUCGGUGAGGGAGAGAUGGUGGUACAUUGCUCUCAGCAAGUGUGGGGGGGAAGGUUUGCAGCUGGAGUAUGAGAUGAAGCUGACCAAUGGCCAGUCUUUCUGGACACAACAUUUCUCUGCAGACGAGUUUGGGAUCCUGGAAACUGACAUAACGUUCCUGGUUAUCUUCUCCCUGGUCUUCAUCCUCUCAUGUUAUUUUGCCUAUAAUCUGAAAGGAAGGCAGCUUCUCCAUACGACAUAUAAGAUGUUUAUGACUGCGGCUGGUGUAGAGGUUGUCAGCCUUCUGUUCCACUGUAUCUACUGGGGCCUGUAUGCCAGAGAUGGAGUGGGCAACGGCAGUCUCAAGAUAAUGGGGAAAUUACUGUUCUCUGUCAGUUUCCUGGUGUUCCUGCUGAUGCUGAUCCUGCUGGGAAAAGGCUUCACUGUCACCAGGGCGAGGAUCAGCCACAGUGGAUCUGUCAAGCUGUCCAUCUACAUGACAGUCUACACCGUCACCUAUAUCAUCCUCUUCAUAUACGAGGCAGAGUUCUUUGACCCAGGUGAGGUGCUGUAUGCAUAUGACAGCCCGGCGGGCUACGGUCUGAUGGGUCUCCAGCUGCUGGCCUACGUGUGGUUCUGCUACGCCGUCCUGAUCUCCCUCAAACACUACCCUGAGAAACAAUCCUUCUACAUCCCCUUCUUCACGGCAUACACACUCUGGUUUUUCGCGGUGCCCGUCAUGGCUCUGAUAGCUAACUUUGGCAUCCCUCGCUGGGCACGGGAGAAGAUCGUCAACGGCAUCCAACUGGGAAUCCACCUCUAUGCUCACAUCGUAUUCCUCGCUAUCACUCGGCCCUCUGCAGCCAAUAAGAACUUCCCAUACCACGUGCGGACCUCUCAGAUCGGGAUCCUGCUGUCUAGUCCGAAGGCGGGUGUGGUGAGUGAGAGUUUCCCCCACCAUGCCUAUGGGAACAGCUCCUUCCUGGGCGACUCCCAGCCCAACUUCACAGAACUCUUCUCCAUCCAGUCGGGCCCAGUGAAGACGGUCGAGGAGACGGUGGGCCGGAAGGGACAGGAAGUGCAGAGGAACAGUGAGCAUAAGAUCAUCACCACCACGGCUGACCUGUCGUCACCCACCUUCCCACCACUCCCUCCCCCCAUGCUCCCCCGCCUCUCUGCCCACUCCCCCCCUCCCCCUCCACGACUCCCCUCCCACUUUACCGAGUACUUCAGCAUGCAGGGGGGAGGGGGCGUGGGCACCAAGGCAUGAGACAGACAGAGAGAAAGAGGGACACAGAGAGAAGGAGAAAGAUCGAGAGGGAGGUGGAGGAAGAUCAGGUAGCACCGAAAACAGGUCAAGCUAUGUAUAGCCACGAGGGAAGGAGGGAGGGAUAUGAGGAGGAAGAGAAGGGGAAGUCAUCAUAAGCAGACAUGUGGAAUAGAAGUUUGAAACGUCCCAUUUUCACCUCUAAAUAGAGAGAAUGGGAAAUGGCUGUGAGUUAAAGUGCUGAGCUUGUAAAAGAAAAAAGAAGCAAUAAAUAUUUGAACAUGAGCAGGGAGAGAGGCACCGGGAGGGAGAGAUGACAGAGUGGAUGUAGCCUGACCAAUAGAAUGAUAGGAGCGCACAGUGGAGACUGAACAAAACUCCUACGAACACUUUUAUUCAAGACUUUAUAAGGCAUCAAUGGAGGGGCUGAGGGAAACGUGUAAAUAGCUGAAGAGAAUGAGUUCCCAUUACUCUAAAAUAGUUGCAGAGUUUAUAUUACAAAAGGGAUGUAUUUUUCCCCACAUUGUCAAAUUCCAAGUGUUGCUGUGACCAUUGCAGUUCUCAUGCCAUUACAUUGUACAAGAGUAAAAUGUUCACUCAUAUCCUGAAACAAUACAUUCAUGUUUUUUUCUUCACAGAUUCUUGACAGAUGUUGUUAACACAAAAUAUUGAAUUUCUCCAUAUAUAAUAUGUUGGGAUGAUUUUAUAUUCUUAGAUAUGCUGAUUGCUCCAGGCUAUAGGAUUGAUAUACCGAUGUUUAAGUGUACAAUGUUCAGUUUACUGUGGACCCCUGAGGUACAGCUAAAACAAGCAUGUCUCUAAACUGAUUAUACUCCAUGUGCUCAUACAGUGCGCGUGCCUGUUGUACUACUAUUCAAUAACUUUGUAUAUUUCAUACCCUAUAGGCUACCGAGGUGUUCAUGUCACUUCAUCAUCUGGAACCUUAUGUCAUACUGUCCACAGACAACUGUUUUAACUCCCAAUACUACUGUUCAGUUCUCACUGGAGUGCAAGAUAUUAGCUUGCUCUGAAUGUAAUUCCUUGAUGUAUGUAGACCUUGGUGAAUGUAUUAAUGCAAUAGAGCACAAGGAAAGGGGUGGUGUUAAAGUUACAUUUUAUAUAUUUUUUUUACAUAUAAAUCAUACUUAUAGCUUGUUUUACUUUCAAUUUCAGCCUCCAUCCUUGGGGUAUGAACGAACUUCACAAUUCCCCCCCCCCCCCCCCCCGACUAGUAUGUAAUGAUGUCAUGUCAACUGUGUGAGGGGCUCAUUGUUGUUUCUCCAUAAGUAGGAACAGUAGUUCUUCCUGACCAUGAAAAGUCCUGGGCCCAUAAACAACUAAAGCAAACCUUUUAGAGUAACUGUGAAAGUAGUAGCACCAACGUCCUGUUUGUCCUGCAUGAAGCACUUUAAUGUUCCCCUUCUCUUAGUUUUCUGUUCUGCCAUUUAUUUCAAAGUGACUUUGAAUAGCGCUUUAAUCUGGAUCAUACGUAUCCACACACUACAUCCAAUGAUAUUCCGGUAUCAAAUAUACAAAUAUUACCUGUAGAUGUGUUCAUAUUAAUCAAUGUUAUCAAGUGUCAUUAUCAGACAUUUAAAAAUGUACAUGUAUCUUAAUAACAUUAAGUUGAUGAAAUAGCCUAAUGAUAUCAAUGUAAGGGGGGGAGGGUGUAAUUCAUAAGACCGUGUCAAGGCCAAUUUACCACCUGUUUCUUCUAAGAAAUGGAAAUAAUGGAAGUAAUCAACUACAUUGUAUUUUUUGUAUAACUUGUUAAUAUCUCAGUAUGAAACGUGCAACUCUCUUUAAUAUUUUUUUAUCCAAUCUGUAAAAAAGGUGUGGGGGAAAGAAUGGUGGUUAAUUGACUGUUUCCAAUGGUUUAAUUAAGAGCCCUUUAUUGUCUUUCUGUAGUAAUGUCUGGAGUAGGCUUGGUUUGGUCAGACUGGUACAGCACAUGUUAUGUACAUGAGAACAUACAGUCAAAGGUAUAAUGUAGUCUGUAAAAAAUGACACUUGAAUUAGAUUGUUCUGGUGUUCUAAAGGUUUCGUCUCUGUAGGUGUAUACAGUGGAAGUCAGAAGUUUACAUACACUUAGGUUGGAGUCAUUAAAAAACUUGUUUUUCAAACACCACAAAUUUCUUGUUAACAAACUAUAGUUUUGGCAAGUCAAUUAGGACAUAUACUUUGUGU
Messenger RNA from Oncorhynchus gorbuscha (pink salmon), 3834 nucleotides. RefSeq names its product transmembrane protein 145-like. Gene Ontology annotation, biological process: G protein-coupled receptor signaling pathway; response to pheromone. The record is from RefSeq and is a predicted model, not a curated record. The annotation marks the transcript as partial. The transcript is spliced from 14 exons. NCBI's taxonomy places the organism in Eukaryota, Metazoa, Chordata, Actinopteri, Salmoniformes, Salmonidae.